Messenger RNA from Perkinsus marinus ATCC 50983, 642 nucleotides. RefSeq lists its product as hypothetical. The record is from RefSeq and is a predicted model, not a curated record. The transcript has 5 exons. Lineage: Eukaryota; Perkinsozoa; Perkinsida; Perkinsidae. Bases 1 to 642 code for a protein of 213 amino acids.
AUGGCUACCGCGCAACUCGUAUGGGAUGAUCGAGGGAUAUGGAGGACCGCGACUACACGUGUUCUUGAGAAUCAUAACCAGGCAAUAUUCUGGUUCCCGGUCAAGGACCCGUCCAGAUUUCAAGUCUAUGCGCGCCUGAUCCAGAGGCUUGCUCUCCUCCACUUCGGUUCUCGUAGAGUUGGCGGCAUCCGUCGUCAUACCACUUUUCGGGAAGAUGCUGGCAGCGAUUACGUCAUAUUUCAGGCUAUCCCGGAUGUACCAGUGGCGCUGGCUAUGGCUCCGCCGCAAAAGCAGAUCAGGACAGAGGAUGGCGGACGAUGGAAAUGUGGCGUCGUGUAUUUAGCUGGAACAGACACCAACGAUCCCAGAGUGUCUGAUGCCGUGCGGGCAUAUCAUGUUUUGGGCGAGAAAUUCAGCUCGGCUGUGCAGGAGAACUGUGAUUCUGAGGACUGCUUGGGAGACUUAUCCCGGGCCGCGCAAGCCGCGAUGGCGGAUCCCUAUGUCAUAGCGAUGUUCCGUCCUCCUCACUCUGUGUUACCCCUACCUCCAAUCGAUACCAAACAGGAGUUUGAUGAACGAAGCGAGAGAAGCUACAUCGCAGUAAAGCCGAAGACCCGAUCUCGUGGGAUGAUGAUCAACUAG